Myripristis murdjan (pinecone soldierfish) is the source of this 3096-nucleotide messenger RNA. It is a transcript of the gene cnot2, whose product is annotated as CCR4-NOT transcription complex, subunit 2. Lineage: Eukaryota; Metazoa; Chordata; Actinopteri; Holocentriformes; Holocentridae. The transcript is spliced from 15 exons. The coding region runs from base 115 to 1686 and encodes 523 amino acids. The record is from RefSeq and is a predicted model, not a curated record. Gene Ontology annotation, cellular component: CCR4-NOT core complex. Gene Ontology annotation, biological process: regulation of DNA-templated transcription.
UAGUCAGCGGGCUGUGAGGUCAGAGGGUAAAGGUCAUUCUCCUCUCGACUGAGAAUACACACAGCCAUCUUGGAUCUACAGCAGAGAAGGGAAAUUGAUGCGGUGACGAAAGGCAUGUUCGGUUCUAGAAAGAAAUUUGUGGAGUUUGUCGAGGUAGUCGAUAACGACUUUCCUGAUGAGAGUAUGUACUACAGCCAACCGUCGAUGUUCACACAUCGGUCGGAAAAGGACAUGCUGUCGUCUCCUUCACCAUCAUCGUCAGGUCAGCUGUCGCAGCUUGGUGCAAGUUUGUACGGCCCACAAAGUGCACUCGGCUUCUCAAUAAGGGGCAUGGGUAACAAUACGCCUCAGUUAAAUCGCAAUUUAACACAAGGCACCCAGCUACCAAGUCAUAUCACUCCCACAACGGGGGUGCCCACCAUGUCCCUUCAUACCCCUCCGUCACCAAGCAGGGGGACCUUGCCGAUGAACUCGAGGAACAUGCUGAACCACUCUCAGGUCGGUCAAGGCAUCGGAAUGAGCGGCAGGACCAACAGCAUGGGCAGUUCUGGGCUGGGCAGCCCCAACCGCAGCUCGCCCAGCAUUAUCUGUAUGCCCAAACAGCAGCCAGCGCGCCAGCCCUUCACCAUCAACAGCAUGUCAGGAUUUGGGAUGAAUCGUAAUCAGGCUUUUGGAAUGAACAACUCCAUAUCAAGCAACAUCUUCAAUGGCACAGAUGGGAGUGAAAACGUAACGGGAUUGGAUCUGUCAGACUUCCCUGCGUUAGCGGACAGAAGUCGGAGAGAAGGGACUGGAAACCCAACACCACUGCUCAACCCGCUGGCUGGAAGAGCUCCUUAUGUUGGCAUGGUGACGAAGCCAUCAACUGAACAGACGCAGGACUUCUCCAUCCAUAAUGAGGACUUCCCUGCACUGCCUGGUCCCAACUACAAGGACCCCACGUUGAGCAACGAUGACAGCAAAACUAACUUGAACACCACAGGCAAGAGCACAUCCAGUGCGGACGGGCCCAAGUUUCCUGGAGACAAGACGGCCUCAGCACAGAACAACAACCAGAAGAAAGGGAUCCAGGUGUUGCCCGAUGGUCGGGUGACGAACAUUCCCUCGGGAAUGGUGACAGACCAAUUUGGGAUGAUUGGACUGCUGACGUUUAUCCGGGCGGCAGAGACUGACCCCGGCAUGGUCCAUCUGGCACUGGGAAGUGACCUCACAACACUGGGACUCAACCUUAACUCCCCUGAAAACUUGUACCCCAAGUUUGCUUCUCCUUGGGCCUCAGCACCUUGUCGACCUCAAGACAUUGACUUCCAUGUUCCUUCUGAGUACUUAACCAAUAUCCACAUAAGGGACAAGUUGGCUGCAAUCAAACUGGCUCGAUAUGGUGAAGACCUGUUGUUCUACCUGUACUACAUGAAUGGUGGAGACCUGCUACAGCUUCUGGCAGCAGUAGAGCUCUUUAACCGGGACUGGCGGUACCACAAGGAGGAGCGGGUUUGGAUCACGAGGGCGCCUGGCAUGGAGCCCACACUGAAGACCAACACCUACGAGAGGGGAACCUACUACUUCUUUGAUUGUCUUAACUGGAGGAAAGUAGCCAAGGAAUUUCACCUGGAGUAUGACAAGCUGGAAGAAAGGCCACACGUGCCGACAACAUUCAACUACAACCCAGCCCAGCAGGCCUUCUGAGGCCCCGACCAGUCCACGGCUACAGCUGUUCCUGCACACCACCCUGUCGUCCAGGGAGGGCGCUGUGGUCCAGACAUCUUGGUUUUUAUUCCUCGAUGAUUUGGCUGUUUGACUGCGGGGGGGAGUUGCCACCCUACACGGUGGAGCAAAACUGCCCUGCCUUUCCAAAUUACAUGCUGCCCAAAACACCAACACUUGUUCUGUUUUUAUUCCUUAUGUUCCUACUUUUUUUUUCUUUUUUUUUUUCUUUUUUUUUGUUUUGUUUUGAGCAGGGUCUGUGUUAUGUUUACGUCUCUGAAUCUGAAGCCUGUUAUGUCCCGGGGAGGAGGACUGACAGUGACAGAACAAGGGUUAUGCCUCAUAUUUCCAGCAAGUGUUGAGAACAGGAGAAAGGCGAGGAAGGCAAAGUUAACAAAGCACCAUCCUCAGAAGCUAGUAAAGGGGGGAAAGAAAUGCAAUGUUUAUUGUUGCACUAUAUUUAGUAAUAAAAGAACACAAAAUUUGUUUGUGCUUUAUGUGAAAACACUCCCUUAUAUAUUUUUUUAAAAUACACACAACCUAUCCACACGCAUCCCUUUUCAUCUCAACGUUUUUUCCUCUUCCUUCCACUUUUUGUAAUUCCUGUCUUCUGAACCUACAGCACCACCACUUUCUCUCUCAUGCUCUUUCUGUUUCUCCUGCUGUCUUUCUUCUGUGGUUUCUGUGAGUCAAACAUGGACAUACGUCAGAGACUAUUUUAGUUUCCACAGUAAGUGGACAAGUCCUCACCGAGGCUAACUGCUAAGCAUCAUUGCUCCAGAGCAAGCAAAACACUUUCCAGUCUUUGUUACAAUUUUGUAAUAAAUGUGUACAUUUUUUUAGUUUCUUGGCAUCACAUGGAUUAGUAUAUGUAUGUAUGAAUGUGUAUAUAUGAUUGCUAUAUAUAUACACAUACACAUAUAUAUGUAUAUGUAUAAAUAUAUAUAUGUGUGUGUAUGUGUAUAUAUAUGUAUAUAUAUAUAUAUAUGACAUCUAUUUUGGAAGAAAUUUUGCCCUGCCUUGUACCUCGUUUUUAUGAGGUGAGCAUGGAUGCAAUAUGUGGAUAUCACAGGACAUUUCUGGAUCUGCUGGACAGGGUGUUACACGGCGCUGCGGUCACAUACAUCAACAUAAUACAAAAUUAAAAUGUCAUACAAGGAAAGGCCUGAUUCUCAGCAAAUAACUAUGGAGAUCAUCCCCAAAUGAACAAGUCUCAACAAGUCCAAAGCAAAAGGAUGGACACAUUUCAAUCCAGGCUGUUUUAACAGCAGCAUUUCAUAGUAAAAGGAAAACUGACUAAUUGAGGGAAAAAAAAGAAUCCAGACCAAUCUUGUAUUUUCUGAAGUUAAAAGCUUCUUUUCUUUGUAUUAAAGCAGAAAAGGCUUUCCUGAA